AAAAAAUGAAGUAAUUUAGUUCCAAACUUACAAGCUAAACCGUAACAUCGUAACCCUGACAGCAGAUGUGGCGUGGCGCGGCGCUCCUGAGGGGCAGGUCAUCUAUCUCCGCCCUGGCUGGCAACAAACACUUCACACAGCUGACAGGUGGGAGUGUUCGAAGUCCACGCUUUUCUUUCUUUCCAGAAACCGCCUAUUUUUAAAGCGUUACCUGUCAAUAUCGCCAGACGCAAACGUUAUACCUUCAUCAGCCGGAUCGCCCGCUAGCGCUGAAGUCGCGCGUCUAGCCUGGACGAAGUGCGAGGUCCCGGACUGGCCGAUAGGCAGGCAGGGGGAGAGAGAUAGCGCGGGCGGGCAGGCAGGCAGGCAGGCAGGCAUGGACUGUAGUGGCGCCCUCUGAGCCCCGCCACUUGUUACCGCUCGCACACAAUGAACGGCGUUUCCUGGAGGCUUUGUAAAGGGAAGGCUUACUGUUUUGCUGUCGUUGUACUGGUGACAAUUUCAAGUUUUCUUUAUGGGCAUUAUCGCCUCUCCGGACUCGUUGGCGCUGGUGAAAAACCUCGGAUUUCUGCCUUGUUGAGGUCUGAUUUGAAGGACAGAGAGUCGGAAGAACUGAGCAAGUCUCCCUGGAGCCAAGUCAAUGGCGAGAGGUUUUCCAAAGAAGAGAAAGAGGAUGUGUUGGUGGAGGAGGAUGUGUUGGUGGACAGAGUUGACUUGAGGAUGCAAGAGAAGGAGAGGAAGUGUCCAUCAUCCCUCCGUAGAAAGAUCGAGAGCCACGAAAGACUCAAGGCCCUAUUCAGCUUUGAAAUCCCAGUGCUCAUGUGGAGUGGUCAUUUAAAUGACUCGGAGUGGCAGCGGCUACAGCAUUCGCCACCUCCCUAUGGAUGGCAAGGACUUCCCUAUAAAGUUGUGUCUUCAACACUUUUGCUCCUUAAUGACUCUACCUAUGGGAGGCUGUUUCCUGACAAACCAGAAAGCCACUGUAUCCGUUGUGCAGUCAUAGGCAAUGGUGGCAUCCUGAAUGGUUCACGCCAGGGACGGGCCAUUGACGACCACGACUUCGUCUUCAGAUUAAAUGGAGCAGUUACGAGUGGCUAUGAAGAGGAUGUUGGAACCAAAACCUCUUUCUAUGGGUUCACAACAAAUACAAUGAAAAACUCCCUUAUUGCCUACAAACAGAUGGGCUUCAGGAGAGUGCCUCAAGGAAAGAAUGUGCGAUACAUUUUUAUUCCUUCUGAGAUCCGUGACUAUGUGAUGCUAUACUCUGCUAUUCAGGGAAUUCCAGUGCCAUUUGGACAGGAUAAUGGCGAUAAACCUUGGUUUUAUUUUGGUUUUAAUCGCAAGCCAAAGAAGUUCAGGAUGCUUCAUCCGGAUUUUAUCCAUUACAUUAAGGAAAGGUUCCUCCACUCCUCUCUGCUUAAGAUGGAGUAUAAGGACCUUUACAUGCCAAGCACAGGAGCCUUACUGCUGCUAACUGCCCUGCACACCUGUGACGAGGUUUCUGCAUAUGGCUUUAUCACGGACAACUUCAGAAAAUUUUCAGACCAUUACUAUGACCGUGUGAAAAGACCACUCAUUUUUUAUGCAAACCAUGACAUGCAGCUUGAGUCUCGCUUCUGGAAACUUCUCAACUCUCUGGGAGUGAUGCGGCUUUAUCAGAGACCCUAGGGGGGGGGGGGGGAUGGGUGGCAUUAAAGGAGUUCUGUUUGCAUUGGAAACUGCAGUUUUAUUUUUUAACUAUUUUUUUAAUGAAAUGGACAUUGUUUUUAAGUGACUGGUAAGGAAUUCUUUU
Molecule: messenger RNA, 1792 nt
Organism: Erpetoichthys calabaricus (reedfish)
Lineage: Eukaryota; Metazoa; Chordata; Cladistia; Polypteriformes; Polypteridae
Gene: st6galnac2
Product: ST6 (alpha-N-acetyl-neuraminyl-2,3-beta-galactosyl-1,3)-N-acetylgalactosaminide alpha-2,6-sialyltransferase 2
Exons: 10
Coding region: 430-1668 (412 amino acids)
Molecular function (GO): sialyltransferase activity
Source: RefSeq, a predicted model, not a curated record